ACGCACCUAAACGCAGCCCAGCACUCCGCUGUGACGGCUCAACUUCUCUGUGUUCCUCUUCCCAGAAUCCACCCAGAGAAACAGUAAAACCAGCAGUUGGAGCCCACGCGGGACUUUAUUGGAAGCACGCGCUCCUUUGCUUUUUAAUGAUCACACCUGAAAAGGAUAAAAAAAAAUUUCUGUUUUUAAAAUCUGCUUUCGUGAUUCGGACCAGGGCUCUGUUCAGGAUUAAAGGGGAGCAGAUGAAGAGCUGAAGCCGCUCCAGGAGGAUUAAGAAGUUGGGGAGAUGCUGGAGGAAGCGGAGCAGGCGGAGUGAGGGAGCCCGGUGCGCACUUUCUCCUCCCCGGCUGGACUGAAGCGCUACAGUCCGCUCCUCUUUGCGCUGCUGGAGGCGCGCGCAGGGGACACUUGCUCAUUUAUCUCAGCUUCAUCUUCAUCAUCACUUUCCCUGGAUUAACAAAACAAGCGAAGAAGAGCUCAGAGAUUUCACUCCACGCACUCCGCGGAGUUUUCCUGUGUGGAUGGGGUUCGAGCGGCGCGGCGGGGAUGGUGUGAAAUAAAGCAGCAGUUUUUUAAACGCAGGAGUUUCACAUCUGGUAUACUGGGCCAGUCAGCAGCAGGAUCAGGAUGAGAAGAUGGCUGGCUGUGUGUUUCCAAUGGGACCAGAGAGCUUUCAGCGCUUCACGCCGGACUCCCUGGCGGCCAUCGAGCAGCGCAUCGCCCAGGAGGAGGCCCGACGCAACAAACACUACCAGGAGGACCUGGGCGACGUGGAGCUCCCCCGGCCCCGGCCCGAUCUGGAGGCAGGAAAACAGCUGCCACGCAUCUUCGCUGACAUCCCAUCUCAUCUGGUGGGCGUUCCACUGGAAGACAUCGACCCAUACUACUUCAAAGACAAGAGGACUUUCAUAGUCCUGAACAAAGGGAAGGCCAUCUUCCGUUUCAGUGCCACAUCCGCCCUCUACAUCUUCAGCCCCUUCCACCCUAUCCGGAGACUCGCCAUCAAGAUCCUCGUGCACUCAUAUCCUUAA
Molecule: messenger RNA, 1031 nt
Organism: Pelmatolapia mariae (spotted tilapia)
Lineage: Eukaryota; Metazoa; Chordata; Actinopteri; Cichliformes; Cichlidae
Product: sodium channel protein type 2 subunit alpha-like
Exons: 4
Coding region: 636-1031 (131 amino acids)
Biological process (GO): sodium ion transmembrane transport; membrane depolarization during action potential; neuronal action potential
Cellular component (GO): axon; plasma membrane; voltage-gated sodium channel complex
Molecular function (GO): voltage-gated sodium channel activity
Source: RefSeq, a predicted model, not a curated record